CUCCUUCCCGCUCUGCAUCCCGCCCAGCGGCGCAGGGGGCCGGGCUCCGGCGAGAUGGGUGGGGGCCGCGCCGGUGACAGCCGCUCCCCUCCCCUGCUGCCCGCCACGUCCCUCACGUACCACUCGGCAGAGGCGCGGGGAAACGUGGCGCCCGGGCUCUGGCUUCUCUAGCGGGGCUCGGCAUGAGGCUGGCGCGGCUGCUUCGCGGAGCUGCCUUGGCCGUCCCGGGCCCGGGGCUGCGUGCCGCCGGCCCCAGCCGCUCCUUCAGCUCGGACUCGGGCUCCGGCCCGGCGUCCGAGCGCGGCGUUCCGGGCCAGGUGGACUUCUACGCGCGCUUCUCACCGUCCCCGCUCUCCAUGAAGCAGUUCCUGGACUUCGGAUCAGUGAAUGCUUGUGAAAAGACCUCAUUUAUGUUUCUUCGGCAAGAGUUGCCUGUCAGACUGGCAAAUAUAAUGAAAGAAAUAAGUCUCCUUCCAGAUAAUCUUCUCAGAACACCAUCCGUUCAAUUGGUACAAAGCUGGUAUAUCCAGAGUCUUCAGGAGCUUCUUGAUUUUAAGGACAAAAGUGCUGAGGAUGCUAAAGCUAUUUAUGACUUUACAGAUACUGUGAUACGGAUCAGAAACCGACACAAUGAUGUCAUUCCCACAAUGGCCCAGGGUGUGAUUGAAUACAAGGAGAGCUUUGGGGUGGAUCCUGUCACCAGCCAGAAUGUUCAGUACUUUUUGGAUCGAUUCUACAUGAGUCGCAUUUCAAUUAGAAUGUUACUCAAUCAGCACUCUUUAUUGUUUGGGGGAAAAGGCAAAGGAAGUCCGUCUCAUCGAAAACACAUUGGAAGCAUAAAUCCAAACUGCAAUGUAGUUGAAGUUAUUAAAGAUGGCUAUGAAAAUGCUAGGCGUCUGUGUGAUUUGUAUUAUAUUAACUCUCCCGAACUAGAACUUGGAGAACUAAAUGCAAAAUCACCAGGACAGCCAAUACAAGUGGUUUAUGUACCAUCCCAUCUCUAUCACAUGGUGUUUGAACUUUUCAAGAAUGCAAUGAGAGCCACUAUGGAACACCAUGCCAGCAGAGGUGUUUACCCUCCUAUUCAAGUUCAUGUCACGUUGGGUAAUGAGGAUUUGACUGUAAAGAUGAGUGACCGAGGAGGUGGUGUUCCUCUGAGGAAAAUUGACAGACUCUUCAACUACAUGUAUUCAACUGCACCGAGACCUCGUGUUGAGACUUCCCGCGCGGUGCCCCUGGCUGGUUUUGGUUAUGGAUUGCCCAUAUCACGUCUUUACGCACAAUACUUCCAAGGAGACCUGAAGUUGUAUUCCCUAGAGGGUUACGGGACAGAUGCAGUUAUCUACAUUAAGGCUUUGUCAACAGACUCAAUAGAAAGACUCCCAGUGUAUAACAAAGCUGCCUGGAAGCAUUACAACACCAACCACGAGGCUGAUGACUGGUGCGUCCCCAGCAGAGAACCCAAAGACAUGACGACGUUCCGCAGUGCCUAGACACACUUGGGACAUCCGGAAAAUCCAAAUGUGGCUUUUGUAUUAAAUUUGGAAGGUAUGGUGUUCAGAACUAUAUUAUACCAAAUACUUCAUUUGUCAUUUUCACAAAACUAUUUGAGUAGAAAAAAUGGAAACCGAAUUCCA
Mandrillus leucophaeus (drill) is the source of this 1637-nucleotide messenger RNA. It is a transcript of the gene PDK1, whose product is annotated as pyruvate dehydrogenase kinase, isozyme 1. Gene Ontology annotation, molecular function: pyruvate dehydrogenase (acetyl-transferring) kinase activity. Lineage: Eukaryota; Metazoa; Chordata; Mammalia; Primates; Cercopithecidae. The coding region runs from base 183 to 1493 and encodes 436 amino acids. The record is from RefSeq and is a predicted model, not a curated record. Gene Ontology annotation, biological process: regulation of glucose metabolic process; protein phosphorylation. Gene Ontology annotation, cellular component: mitochondrion. The transcript has 11 exons.